AGAAAGCGCGUGGACGCCGGCGAGGCAUGCGGGCCAGGGAUACACAAAUUUCCUCCCGAUCGCGACGCCAGGAUGCCAGGAUCGCUGCGGGCUGCCGAGGCGAGUUAAUUUGGGAUGUGGGAAGUUCCACUCUCAUCACUGCAAGAGAUAGUCUGUAAGAAUAUUUUUUUGUUUCGAAGUAUAAACAAUAUUGUGAAUGUAAAGAUCUGUAAAAAAUACUCAUUGAUAAUUUUUUGUUGUUUUUAUUGUUUUCUGAAUGUACAAAAAGGGACAAUUUGGGAGAAGAAAAAUGUAGAAAACAAACUGGAUGUUUUUUGGAAUGACACCUGCGUACAUCAUUUCAGAAAAGAAAGUACAGAGAAAAUAUAUUAUUUCAUUACUUUUCCAAAGUGUAACUUUUUAAGAAGGUGUUUAUGUAUAUUUUUAAUUUCAAAGCAGAAUAUUGUUAUUAAUAUUUUACAUUUUAUUUUCUGGAAAAUUCUGUUCUUGCCACGUUGCUCAAUAGUUCGGGGAAUAUGUGAUUUCUCCACCAGGACAGCUUUUGAAAAGCUGAUACUCUCCUAUCAGAUAUUCCCCUUUCCUUUGAUUUGGUUUGGCGCAAUUGCGUCAGUGCUUUUAUAA
Gryllus bimaculatus (two-spotted cricket) is the source of this 621-nucleotide messenger RNA. The record is from the annotation of a GenBank genome assembly. Lineage: Eukaryota; Metazoa; Arthropoda; Insecta; Orthoptera; Gryllidae.